Molecule: messenger RNA, 7547 nt
Organism: Oncorhynchus keta (chum salmon)
Lineage: Eukaryota; Metazoa; Chordata; Actinopteri; Salmoniformes; Salmonidae
Product: inactive phospholipase C-like protein 2
Exons: 8
Coding region: 2552-5881 (1109 amino acids)
Biological process (GO): intracellular signal transduction; lipid metabolic process
Molecular function (GO): phosphatidylinositol-4,5-bisphosphate phospholipase C activity
Source: RefSeq, a predicted model, not a curated record
ACCCUUGGCCGGAAAUUCAUCACUCGUAGAUCCCGCGAUGGUUGUGUUUUCAGACAGCCAUUUGAUUAGAUGUUCAGGAGUCUUAAGGCUUGGGGGUAGAAGCUGUUUAGAAGCAUCUUUGACCUAGACUUAGAGCUCCAGUACCGCUUGCCGUGCAGUAGCAGAGAGAACAAUCUAUGACAAGUGUGGCUGGAGCCUUUGACAAAUUUGAGGGCCUUCCUCUGACACCGCCUGGUAUAGAGGUCCUGCAUGGCAGGAAGCUUAACCCCAGUGAUGUACCGGGCCGUACACACUACCCUCUGUAGUGCCUUGCGGUCGGAGGCCGAGCAUUUGCCAUACCAGGCAGUGAUGCAACCAGUCAGCAUGCUCUCGAGGUUGUUGUCCUGGCACCCCACAGCCAGGUCUCUGACUUCCUCCUUAUAGGCUGUCUCGUCAUUGUCGGUGAUCAGGCCACUGUUGUGUCAUCGACAAACUUAAUGAUGGUGUUGGAGUCGUGCCUGGCCACACAGUCAUGAGUGAACAGGAAGUAUAGGAGAGGACUGAGCACGCACCCCUGAGGGGCCUCCGUGUUGAGGAUCAGCGUGACGGAUGUGUUAUUACCUACCCUUACCACCUGGGGCGGCCCGUCAGGAAGUCCAGGAUACAGUUGCAGAGGGAGGUUUAGUCCCAGGUUCCUUAGCUUAGUGAUGAGUUAUGAGGGCACAAUGGCGUUGAACGCUGAGAUGUCGUCAAUGAAUAGCAUUCUCACAUAGGUCUUCCAUUUGUCCAGGUGUGAAAGAGCAGUGUGGAGUGCAAUAGAGAUUGCAUAUGUGGAUCUGUUGGGGCAGUAUGCAAAAUGGAGUUGGUCUAGGGUUUCUGGGAUUAUGUUGUUGAUGUGAGCCGUGACUAGCUUUUCAAAGCACUUCAUGGCUACAGACUUUGUGCCUUUUACUGAGCAGGGACUUCUGUCUACUGAGCAGGGACUGCUGUCUACUGAGCAGGGACUUCUGUCUACUGAGCAGGGACUUCUGUCUGACCACUCUACGAUAAAGGUGGAGUGCUGCAGAGAUGGUUGUCCUUCUGGAAGGUUGUCCCAUCUCCACAGAAGAACUCUCGAGCUCUGCCAGAGUGACCAUCGGGUUCUUGUUCACCUCCCUGACCUAGGCCCUUCUUAGUUUGGCCGGGCGGCCAGCUCUAAGAAGAGUCUUGUUGGUUCCAAUCUUCUUACAUUUGAUUGAUGGAGGCCACUGUAUUCUUGGGGACCUUCAAUGCUGCAGACAUUUUUUGGUACCCUUCCCCAGAUACGUGCAUCGACACCACCCUGUCUCGGAGCUCUACGGCCAAUUCCUUUGUCGUCAUGGUUUGGUUUUUGCUCUGAAAUGCACUGUCAAUUGUGAGACCUUAUAUAGAGAUUUGUGUGUCUUUCCAAAUCAUGUCAAAUCAAUUGAAUUUACCACAGGUCGACUCCAAUCAAGUUGUAGAAACAUCUCAAGGAUGAUCAAAGGAAACAGGAUGCACCUGAGCUCAAUUUCGAGUCUCAUAGCAAAGGGUCUGAAUACUUAUAUAAAUAAGGUAUUUCUGUUUUUUGAUUUUAAUACAUUUGCACACAUUCCGACAAACAUGUUUUCAUCUUGUCAUUAUGGGGUACUGUGUAGAUUGAUGAGGGAAUAAAUAUUUUUAUUUUUUAAAUAAGGCUGUAUCGUUACAAAAUAUGGGAAAAGGGAAAGGAUCUCAAUACUUUCCGAAUGCACGAAAAAUAAACCCUGGAUUGUAUAUCCUACGUAUUGGCCAAUGAGGGACUUUGAAAAUACCGGUCGACCAUAUUGGCACUCCCCAGAAUACGGAGUCCGCCAUAGGAAUGAAUGGAAUUAUACAGUAUUUCAGUUAAACGUGUCAAGGACAAAAUUACAUGCAUAAGUAUUUGUUGUUGUAGUGGGGAUAGUAACAUUAAUACUUUCAAAAAUCAUACUUUAAAUACAUUAAUAUAUAUAUAAGUAUGUAUGUAUGUUUAACUCACAUAAUAUAUAUUUAAAGUAUGUAUGAAGGUGUCUGUAAUAGAAUAAACGUGGGAAAUAAUAGUUUAGACAUGAAUAAUUGCAUUUGUAUAGCUUCCAAAAUUAUUUUGUUUUUACUGUGUUGGGUGCGUGCCAGGACGUAGGGGCGGUGGCAUCAAAACAGUGCCCUCAUUAGUCAUCUAGUGUAAUUAUAGAGAACCGGAUUGAUCGAUUACCUUUUUUUAUAAGCAAAGUUUGAUUGAAAGAAGGUUCGUUGUCGUUGCAAGUAAUUCGUUCACUUUUCGAAUUUUUCUAAACGGUUAGCUCGCUAGAUACAUUUGAUUUAGAUAGCUAAUGUAUUGACAGUUGGGUUUACUCGGUGACUACUUGUUAACAAGCUAGCUAAUGCAGCAACUGGUGGUGCAGGGACUGAACAGUAGUAUUGUCGUUGCAGCUGGAUAGCACAGCAGAAUGGAACUUUGUUCUCUUUCUACAAGAUUUUAUCAAGCAAGAGCACAAUCCAUGGCGCACAUUAGGUUGACAGCUACGCUUGGUCUUGCUGUGUGCGUGGAGUGCCUAUGGCGGAGUUUGGAGAGAACGACGGCUCAUCUCCAUCGAAUACUGGGGAUUCGGUGGCUUUGCCCUGUGAUCAAACAGACGGGAAGACGCAGUGCGAAGUAUCGGUCUUUAAUGGGGACUGUGGGAUACCGGCAAACACGGUUGGAUCAGAUGCGUUACCUGACAGCCCAGGGCUUGAAACUGCCAACAACUCCUCUGUCGGAUUGGAUUCCAAAUCUGGAAUACCACGCAGGAGCAGCAUUAUAAAGGAUGGCUCGAGGCUGCGCAAAGAGAGGAAGAAGACGGUAUCGUUCAGCAGCAUGCCCACUGAGAAGAAGAUCAGCAGUGCGAGUGACUGCAUCAACGCCAUGGUGGACGGCUCGGAACUGAAGAAGGUCCGCUCCAACUCCCGCGUUUACCACCGCUACUUCCUCCUGGACGCCGACAUGCAGUCUCUGAGGUGGGAACCCUCCAAAAAAGAGUCAGAGAAAGCCAAAAUUGAUGUCAAGUCCAUCAAAGAGGUGCGGACAGGGAAAAACACAGAAACGUUUAGGACCAACGGAAUAUAUGAUCAGAUAUCAGAGGACUGUGCCUUCUCAAUCAUCUAUGGGGAGAACUAUGAGUCUUUGGACUUGGUUGCAAACUCUGCCGAUAUGGCCAACAUAUGGGUGACCGGGCUUAGAUACCUGAUAUCCUAUGGGAAACACACACUGAAUAUGAUUGAGAGCAACCAGAACAACAUGCGCUCCUCCUGGCUCGGGGACCUCUUUGAGGAGGCUGAUGCCAACAACAGCAAGCACAUCAAUCUAUGUGCUGCCGUGCAGCUAAUUAAAAACCUAAAUCCUGGACUCAAACACAUUAAGAUUGAACUCAAGUUCAAGGAGUUUCACAAAUCUAAAGAUAAGGUGGGAUGUGGUGUGACUAAGGAGGAGUUCAUUGAAGUCUUUCAUGACCUUUGCACAAGACCAGAAAUGUAUUUCCUUCUUGUCCAGUUCUCUAGCAACAAGGAAUUUCUAGAUACCAAGGACUUAACUAUGUUUCUGGAGGCUGAGCAGGGUAUGGCACAAGUAAGUGAAGACACCAGUCUGGAGGUCAUUCAGAGUUAUGAACCUUCCAAAGAAGGGCAGCUCAAGGGCUGGCUCUCCCUUGAUGGGUUUACCAAUUAUCUCAUGUCGCCAGAGUGCCACAUAUUUGACCCGGAACAAAAAACAGUGUGUCAGGACAUGAACCAGCCCUUGUCCCACUAUUACAUCAACGCUUCCCACAACACAUACCUGAUCGAGGAUCAGUUUAGAGGCCCCUCUGACAUUACAGGGUACAUCCGUGCCCUCAAGAUGGGCUGUCGAAGUGUAGAACUAGAUGUCUGGGAUGGACCAGAUAAUGAGCCUGUCAUUUACACUGGCCACACAAUGACCUCGCAGAUAGUCUUCUGCAGUGUCUGUGACGUCAUCAACAAAUAUGCCUUUGUUGCAUCUGACUUUCCCCUGAUAUUGUGUCUGGAGAACCACUGCUCCUUAAAGCAGCAGAGGGUCAUGUUUCAGCAAUUGAAAAAGAUUCUUGGUGACAAGAUUUACAUGGUUCCACCUUCACCUGAAGACAGCUACCUGCCCUCACCCUUUGACCUCAAGUGUAAGAUCCUGCUGAAGGGGAAGAAGCUGGGCACAACCUGCAUUAGCUCGGAGGGUGAAGUGACUGAUGAGGAUGAGGGGGCUGAGAUGUCACAAAGAAUGAACAUUGAAGCCGACGAACAGCAGAGCAUCCCACUGAAAAAGUUCCAGCUGUCCAAGGACCUCUCUGACCUGGUAACGUUGUGUAAAUCGAUUGCGUUCAAAGACUUCCCAACAGCUUUCCAAAGCCAGAAGCACUGGGAACUUUGCUCGUUCAAUGAGGUCUUUGCCAGUCGCUGUGCCAAUGACUUUCCAGGGGACUUUGUUAACUACAACAAGAAGUUAUUGGCGAGAGUCUACCCCAGCCCAAUGCGGAUCGACUCUAGUAACAUGAACCCUCAGGAUUUCUGGAAGUGUGGUUGCCAGAUCGUGGCAAUGAACUACCAGACCCCCGGCCUGAUGAUGGACCUAAACAUUGGCUGGUUCCGUCAGAAUGGGAACUGUGGGUAUGUGCUGCGACCAGCCAUAAUGAGGGAGCAGGUGUCAUAUUUCAGUGCCAACACUAAAGACUCAGUACCUGGUGUGUCUCCUCAGCUCUUGCACAUAAAGAUCAUAAGUGGACAAAACUUCCCCAAACCCAAAGGCUCAGGCUCCAAAGGAGAUGUUGUUGACCCUUAUGUCUAUGUGGAGAUACAUGGCAUCCCUGCUGAUUGUGCAGAGCAAAGGACUAAAACUGUCAAUCAGAAUGGGGAGAACCCACUGUUUGAUGAAAGCUUUGAGUUUCAGAUAAACCUACCUGAGUUGGCCAUGGUGCGCUUCGUGGUGCUUGAUGAUGACUACAUUGGCGACGAGUUCAUCGGUCAGUACACAAUCCCCUUCGAGUGUCUCCAGCCGGGAUUCCGGCACAUACCGUUACAAUCGCUAACGGGGGAAGUCCUUCCCCACGCCUGGCUAUUCGUCCAUGUGGCCAUCACCAACCGAAGGGGCGGGGGCAAGCCUCACAAGAGGGGACUCUCUGUGCGUAAGGGCAAGAGAAGUCGGGAGUACGCCACCAUGAGAGUGCUGGUCAUCAAGGCUGUGGACGACAUCUUCAAGACAGCCAUACUGCCACUGAGGGAAGCCACCGACCUCAGAGAAAACAUGCAGAAUGCCAUAGUGCCCUUCAAGGAACUGUGUGGCCUCUCGGCAGUGGCCAACCUGAAGCAGUGCAUCCUGGCCCUGUCCUCCCGGCUGACGGGGGCUGACAACAACCCCCUCCUAGUGUUCAACCUCAAGGACCAGUACCCCACCAUGGAGCCCCAGGGCCUGCUACCAGAUGUCCUGAAGAAGGUGGUCACUGCCUAUGACAUGAUGAUCCAGACCAGCAAGACUCUGCUGGAGAACUCCGAGGGAGCCUACGACCGAAUACUACUAACCCAGAAAGCAGCGAUGGAGUUCCAUGAGAACCUCCAUGACAUGGCGGUGAAGGAGGGCCUGAAGGGCAGGACGCUGGCCAAGGCUGUGGAGAGCUUCACCUGGAACAUAACCAUCCUCAAGGGCCAGGCGGACCUGCUGAAGCACGCAAAGAGUGAAGUCCAGGAGAACCUGAAGCAGAUCCACUACGCCGCCCUCACCUGUAAACUCAGUAAGGACGGGCCAUCAGGGAGCACGGCAGGCUCCGAGUCCAGGACCCGACCACGCAGCCUGGACGCCAUCCCCGAGAAAGCCACGGGGGAGGACGAGCUCUCUGAGGAGGACAACUGAAGGCUUACGCCCUAAACCCUUCAUACCUUCAAGCCCCUUGCCCUACCCUAGUGGCACUCAUACCCCCAAGCACCUUUCCCUACCCUAGUGGCACUCAUACCCCCAAGCACCUUUCCCUACUCUAGUGGCACUCAAACCCCAAAGCACCUUUCCCUACCCUAGUGGCACUCAUACCCCCAAGCACCUUUCCCUACCCUAGUGGCACUCAUACCCCCAAGCACCUUUCCCUACCCUAGUGGCACUUAUACCCCCAAGCCCCUUGCCCUACCCUAGUGGAACUCAUGCCCCCAAGCACCUUUCCCUACCCUAGUGGCACUCAUACCCCCAAGCACCUUUCCCUACCCUAGUGGCAUACAUAAAUCUCCUUACCGCAGUCUCACACAAACCUGACUACAGUAUACCUGUUCUAGUGCCGUUGCCACACAACUAUUCUUAUUCCAGCGCCGUAUACAACCAUUCCAUUCCCACCCCAGUCCCACUCAAACCUCCCUUUGCUUAACCCGGUACCACACAAAAAGCCCUUAACCCUUCCUGCCCACCUCAACGUCCAACAGCAAGAUGUUGCGGGUCAACUAGGAGGGCCACGUGAACUUGCAGCCACGGGACAGUCUUAAAGUAGUGACCUACUUGUAGAGACAGUGCACUUAUUUACAGGCAGACCCCAGGGUCUGACCUUAGGAGAGCCGCUCUGAACGGUUCAAGGAUUUCUUAAGCACAAUUUACGGGUUUCUGACCAACCAGAAACUAGAGCUGUGAAUGUAAUAGGAAACAGGAAGAGGAACAAUGGCGAGAAGAAAAGGGAGGAGAGCGCUGUUUACAAUAAUGAACUUGUUCAUGUUUUUGUCUGCCAAAAUAGUAUGUGUAUAUAUGGAGUUCUGUUACUUUUUUCCCAACGUGCUUCAUUUUAUUAUUGUAUUCUUGAGAAAUAAGAUUUAUUUUGUAAAGGAAAUGGCUCGUCCAUGAAAAAUAACUAUUUUAUUUGUCUGUGCAGAUGUGAAAUGGAGGUGUCCUUGACACUUUCCCACUGUUCCUUUGUCGAGACCGAGGGACGGAUAGAGACUUUAAACCUCAGUGUGUGGUCCAAAGGGUGGCAGUCGAGUCUCAAGCACAACUAGCAACUGCUUUGGGAAGGAACCAUGGAGAGAGUAACGCGUUAGGCCUACGUUUUGGUGUCAUUUCACCAUUCCAUGUGAGAGGGUUGAGUGGGAUGUACAAAGUAAUAAUAGCUUCUCAACCAGUCCUGGUAACAAACUAGCACCCUAUUCAUGAAUACGUUUUCAUGUACGACUGUGCCUCAUUGCUACAAAUCAGUCAACAAAGGGCAUGGAUGGUGAGGAAAGAGACGCUCUUCCUCACAUCCAUCUUAACCUGCUUUUCCCCACCAGUUGCUUCUAGUUUUGUAUUUGUCCCCCUGUUCAUUCUCUCCACAGUGCUGAAACAGUGUUGCUCCUAGUCAACUUUAGCCACCCACCACUACCUCUGGAUCUCACCACCAGUGUUUUAACUGGACCCACACUGGGACAAAAAGUCAUUAAUGAACUUCAGUGUCGUGACAGUUGUAUUUAUAACUGUUGUUUACCAUUUUUACAGAUGGUUGAACUGAAUACCGGUUUUGCUCUUAUCUGUUAAUUCCCAAAACCUUCAGAAUAAACUACGUCAAAUCGUU